Molecule: messenger RNA, 1704 nt
Organism: Auanema sp. JU1783
Lineage: Eukaryota; Metazoa; Nematoda; Chromadorea; Rhabditida; Rhabditidae
Source: the annotation of a GenBank genome assembly
AUGUCUUUGCCGAUAGAGCCAGAAUUGAAUUCCAGUAAAGCUAAGUACGAACUCAGCGAUAUUUACCUUAGUACUAGAGAAGAGUCUGUAGGAAAACAAGCACGACACAUCAUGUAUAAUGAAGAAGCUAUGCAAAGGCCAAAAAGCCUUAGUGGAAGAGUACAAAGAAAAAUGGAAAAUUUUAGGCAUUAUGUCGGACGAUCCUGUUGUUCCUGCGUUGAGAAGAUGCCUGCAAUUGUGUUAGUGAUUGUUGCUUGCCUUAUUUUCGCCUUACUCCUCGCCCUAAUCCCAGCUGUUUUCAUUUUAACUAAUGCCGCUUCCAGCGAAGCCUUAGCUCAAACUGGAGAGUUUGAAAUGAAUGGUUUGCGAAAAGGAUUUGGACUUCCAAAGAUUGAUGCUGAUGAUGAUAGCGAACUAUAUAUCCAUGGCUUCUCUAUACAUGAUGUUUUUCCUGUGAAUGUCUCGAUUUGUCCUGGUUUUGGAUUCAGUUGCACUUCUGAACCGCAUAUUGUGAUCGCAACUCAUAGACGUUGUGAUGGAAUUAACGACUGCAAUGAUGCUUCGGACGAAGAGAACUGCAAUGACUGCCGAACUUCAUUCUCUUGUGCAAUGAACCCUAAAUCGACCGUUUCCAACCUUAAAAUUUGUAUUCGACCCAAUCAGCUGUGCGACGGUGCUAGCCAUUGCCCUGAUCGUAGUGAUGAGACGAGAUACUGUGAAAGAGAAUGCGAAGAUCAUGAGAUUUCUUGCCCAUCGUACAGUGGAAAGGAUAUGUGUAUCCCUAUCUCGUAUAGAUGUGAUGGUGUGAAAGAUUGUGCAAAUGGAGCUGAUGAGGAAGACUGUACAUCGUGCGAAAGAGGGGCUCAUAUGUGUAAAGAUUCCGGAAAGUGUAUUGAUCCACGAUUCAUUUGUGAUGGAAAUGUGCAGUGCAAAGACGGAUCCGACGAAGAGGGAUGUGACUGUUUGGCAUGCAGUGGCUCAAACAAAGCUCUGUGUAAUGAUGGCACUUGCAUUAACCGAGAAAAAGUCUGUAAUGGAAAUAAUGAUUGCGGUGACGGAAUCGAUGAGAAAAACUGUGGAGGAACUUGCCAAUUCGAGGAAUCGCCUGAAAACACUGUUCUCUGUCACGACGGCAAAGCUCAUACUAUUUCUGAUGUUUGUUCCGGCAGAUUACCCCAAUGUCUUCAAAACUGUCCUGAUUGCGAGGGAAGCCCUGCUCUUUUCCAAUGCCCUCAUGGAGACUGUAUUCAGCGCCAAAAGGUUUGCGACGGAAAAAAAGAUUGUCAAGGAGGAGAAGACGAAGAGAACUGUGAAUGCGAGGAAGACUCGUUUAUGUGCAAAAAAGGUACAAAAUGUAUCGAUAUGACUCGUCGUUGCGAUGGAGUUCAGGACUGUUCUGACAAUUCUGACGAAAUGGGAUGUGAGAGUUGCCCUGAACACUCAUUCCGCUGCGAUCACUACAAUUCUUGCCUUCCCAACGUGGCUCGUUGUGAUGGAGUUCCUGACUGCCCUGAUGGAUCUGAUGAGAUUGAUUGUUCAUGCUACGAAUGCACUGGAAAACAUUCUCAGAACUACAUGUGCGAAGAAUCAAAAAGGUGCAUCAGACGCGAUGAAGUAUGUGCCCCAUACUCGGUUUGUCCGAACGCAACUAUUGCUGACAGACGUUACUGUGCCGAUAGAGCUUUGAAAGAUAACUCAAACUAA